GGGACUCGUAUAAAAUUCGGACACCCCCGUUUUAAAAAGAAGUGCCUCGUAGACCUUACCAUCUCGGUUCACACCGUACAUCUUGGGGAUCGGGGUUCUAUUGGUUUUAAACGGGAUAAUGUGGCUACUGCGUCGCGCUUGUUUCCCGGGUUUUUGCCGCUUUGAUUUUUGUGGUAUGGUCCAGUUGGGACUCCGAACCUGAAGGGUCAAAGCAGGGGGGACGGGGUAUUAAAAUCGUUGUCAACCCGGGUUUAUAUUUGUACCCCAAAACAGCACGGUGUUUUCCACAAUGCAUGCAAAGUACCGCUGUGCACUUUUGACUCCAUUUUCCUCCGUGUAUGCCCGUACACACGCGUCCUCGAAUCUUCAGUACCCCCGCAAUAAUAUUAGACUGACCGUUCUGGGCGAGGACGCGAUUGCUUGCUGAUUUAUAUUGGUUUAACGAGAGCUGAGUAACAUAGCCUAGCCCUGCAAACUUUGCAAAUGUUCGCUGACGAGAGGAUGCGAUCAGGCGAAUUUAUGAAAUCGGAAAUAUAACCACCAAAUUGUGUUAAAUGUCAUGUUUUAUGGUUGCAGCUGAUUAGCCAGCCUUAACGCUAACGGCAGUUUGCAAUGCAAAGCAAGACCUUCCUAUUCAAAUUGCAGCACAUAAAAUUUUAUUGCAUGAAAAAUGCUAGCUAACCAGCCUACUAUAACCCUUCUGUUGGGCCCUUGUGAUGCCAGCUAUAGGGCUUUACUGCCAUCCCAAAGGCGAAUCAUACCCUCAUAACCCGCAAUGCACGCAGGAGAGGACACUCGCCCUCUGCAGGUGUGCCAGGCAUCAGGUGAAGGAGGUGACGGCAGGUCUGCCUGGCUGGGGGGGGUUGCCAUGGAGACCAAGCAAGAAGCAUCCCCAGUGUGGAACCAGACGGCAAACAGCGAGCCAGGCAAUGGCACACAGGUGCACUUCGAGGGUGGCACAGUGGCGCAGAUCCUGUACAGCGGAGAGCAGCAGGAUCGGGCGCAGCAGCAGGUGGUGUACACGGCCGAUGGGAACUCCUACACCUCCGUGGAGUCGGCCGAGCACACGCUGGUCUACAUCCACCCGGCCGACGGGUCACAGGCUGUGUUUUCUGACCAGCCCCAGGUGGCGUACAUACAGCAGGACGGCACCACACAACAGGUGACCGUGCUGCUGCCCGGCGGGCAGAACAUGAACCCCGGCAGUCUGCACGUGCUCAGCAGCGUGGCCGACGAGCCACAGGCCUUCCUGGAGCCCGUGUCCCAGGGGGCGCUGUCCUUGUCCAGUUCCACUCUGCCCGCCUUGGCUGGCAUUAGCGACUCAGCCGCCAGCCCUCUGGGGGCUACAGACUCUACCGUGGACUCGGAAGACGAGGAAGACGAUGACGAAGGGGACGAGUCUGAACUUGACGACUGGGAACCUCGAGCCGCACAGCCGUUCAACCCUCAGAACCUCUGGUGUGAGGACUGCAGCAGCGCCAACGCGUCCGCGUGCGUGAAGCACGGGCCCCUGCACCCCAUCCUCAGCAGGCCGGUGCUGUCCAAGGCCCGCGCCAGCCUGCCGCUGGUGCUGUACGUGGACCGCUACACGGGCGGGGUCUUCUCCAAGCGCCGCAUCCCCAAGCGCACGCAGUUCGGCCCCGUGGAGGGGCCCCUGGUGCGGCCGGGCGAGCUGCGGGACGGCUACAUCCAGCUGAAGGUGUGCGUGCAGGACACGGCCAAAGAGGGGGAGAAGGUGGAGGACCUGUGGGUGGAGCUCUCCGACGAGGAGCGCUGUAACUGGCUGAUGUUCGUCCGCCCCGCCCAAAACCACCUGGAGCAGAACCUGGUGGCCUACCAGUACGGGGCGGACAUCUUCUACACCACCAUCAAGAACAUCCAGCCCAAGCAGGAGCUCAAAGUGUGGUACGCUGCUUCCUACGCGGAGUUUGUCAAUCAGAAGAUUCAUGACAUCACUGACGAGGAGAGGAAAGUUCUGCAGGAGCAGGAGAAGAACUGGCCGUGCUACGAGUGCAACCGGCGCUUCAUGAGCUCCGAGCAGCUGCAGCAGCACCUCAACAUGCACGACGACAAGCUGGACCUGGUCAGCAGAGCUAGGGGGCGCAGUCGAGGCCGAGGCAGGAGGCGAUUCGGGACAGGGCGGAGACCGGGUCGUCCACCGAAAUUUGCGAGGCUAGACGUGCCCACAGAGAGUACCGAGGACAAGAUACAGGUGUGUUUGAAAAGCUGCCUGGUGUUCCAGGACCUGCUGACGCUCCCAGGCAAGACGCCGUUUGGGGAGGGGUCUGAGAGGACCCUGAACGGGCUGAAGGGGGCCGGUUUGGGGACGCAGGGGGAGGUGCCCGAUGCGGACGUCCCACUUGAACCUCAGGGGGCACAGGCCCCGCCCGUCAGCGGAGACCCCGCCCCCGACGCCGACGCCCCGCCCCCGGGCACCACCGACGCCCCCGAGCCAGCGAAGGAGGACUCGAACCCGGGAGCCCAGCCCGACCCCCACCUCACCUCACAGGACAUGCGACGGGCCAAGAGAAUACGGAAUGCAGCGCUCCAGCACCUGUUCAUCAGGAAGUCGUUUCGGCCCUUCAAGUGCUCGCAGUGCGGCAAGGCCUUCCGCAACAAGGACAAGCUGGACCAGCACCUGCGCUACCACGGCCGCGACGGCGGCUGCCCGCUCACCUGCCAGGUGUGCAGCAAGGGCUUCCUCAGCAGCGCCGCCCUGGAGGCGCACCUGCAGCUGCACGCCGACCAGCGCACCUACUCCUGCCUGUUCUGCGCCCAGGCCUUCGACCGCCUGGACCAGCUCCGCGACCACGUGGCCGUGCACCUGGUGGACGGCUGCUACGCCUGCCCGUCCUGCCGCAAGAGCUUCACCGACUUCGUCCAGGUGAAGAAGCACAUACGCAGCUUCCACUCGGAGAAGGUGUUCCAGUGCAGGGAGUGUGACAGGGCCUUCUGCAGGCCGGACAAGCUGCGGCUGCACAUGCUCCGCCACUCGGACCGCAAGGACUUCCUCUGCUCCACCUGCGGCAAGCAGUUUAAGAGGAAGGACAAGCUGCGGGAGCACAUGCAGCGCAUGCACAACCCCGAGCGGGAGGCCCGGAAGGCGGACCGCGUGCACCGCUCCAAGACGCUCAAGCAGAAGGUCCCCACCACCGACUUCGAGAGCUUCAUGUUCAAGUGCCGGCUGUGCAUGAUGGGAUUCCGCCGGCGCGGCAUGCUGGUGAACCACCUGUCCAAGCGGCACCCGGAGAUGCGCAUCGAUGAGGUUCCUGAGCUCACCCUGCCCAUCAUCAAACCCAACAGAGACUACUUCUGCCAGUACUGCGACAAGGUGUAUAAGAGCGCCAGCAAGCGGAAGGCCCACAUCCUGAAGAACCACCCAGGGGCGGAGCUUCCCCCCAGCAUCCGUAAGCUCCGCCCCGCGGGGCCCGGGGAGCCGGACCCCAUGCUGAGCACCCACACCCAGCUGACCGGCACCAUCGCCACGGCGCCCGUCUGCUGCCCCCACUGCGCCAAGCAGUACAGCAGCAAGACUAAGAUGGUGCAGCACAUUCGGAAGAAGCACCCUGAGUACGCUCAGAUGUCCGGCAGCAUGCAGACCCCGCUGGCCACCGCCGUCAUCAGCAGCGCCCCCGCGGUCCUGAGCGCCGACGGCUCCACCGCCGAGACCGUGGUGACCACGGACCUGCUGACCCAGGCCAUGACGGAGCUGUCCCAGACCCUGAGCACAGACUACCGCACCCCCCAGGGGGACUACCAGCGCAUCCAGUACAUCCCCGUCUCACAGGCAGGGGGCGCUCUGGCGCAGCCGCAGCACAUCCAGCUGCAGGUCGUGCAGGUGGCUCCGGCCUCCUCGCCCCAAUCCCAGCAUUCCACGGUGGACGUGAGCCAGCUGCACGACCCCCACGGAUACAGCCAGCACUCCAUCCAGGUGCAGCACGUCCAGGUGACUGAGCCCGCCCCCAGCGUGCAGGGCUCCGCCCAGGUGACAGGCCAGCCCCUAAGCCCCUCCUCCCAGCAGGCUGGUCAGGAUCUGAGCCCCGUCCAGCUGACCCCCGUGACCCUCGCUCAGAGCCACGCCUUGCAGACGCCCUCCUCCCAACAGCAGGGGGCGCUGCAGCACACCUACCUGCCCGGAAACUGGAACUACAGGAGCUACGCGUCGGAGAUCCAGAUGAUGACCCUGCCGCACGCCCAGUACGUCAUCGCUGAGACAGGCGCCCCGGGGACCGCGAAGGGGUGUCAGACGCACUACGUCAUCUCUGAGGGACAGGCGGAGCUGGACACCAAACCGGCCGCCGUACCCCAGAACACCCCCCAGGUGCACCCCGACCAGCUGGAGCAGCCGAACACCAAUCAGCAGGCCACUACGCAGUACAUCAUCACCACCACCACCAAUGGCAACGGAGCCAGCGAAGUCCACAUCACCAAGCCCUGACCUAAGCCCCGCCCCCCUCCGCCCCUCAGGCUCCAUUCGCACCCUCUGGGACCGGCGUUUCGGCGGGAACUUACUGCUGUACCGCCCCCUGGCCCAUGUGCCCAAACGGGCGUGGCCCCCCGCCACAGGGUCCUGCCCCAAUGCUCUCUCUGUCUCUCUCUCUCACUCUAUCUCUCUCUCUGUCUCUUUCUCUCUCUCCCUCUUCCUCCCUCCCCCCCCCUCUCCUGAAUGACUGUGCCAGUCACUGGCUGACCUACAAACUGCCAAGACUACUAAAAAACAAAGAAGGAACGCAAAGAAAGAAGGAAAGCAGCCGCCCGUGUAUUUUUUAUUUAUUUUUGAGGCUCAGCGGUUAAUACUGUGGCCGUUUGGUUUGAUGCUGAGAAGAACUGCGUUAUUGUGGUCGUUGAGAAACACUGGAAGGUGUUUCACUAAGGUGCUGAGAUCCUUUUACACAGACGGGUUACAGCAAGAAGCUCCCUCCUCUCUCCCUUCCCUGCCCUCUCUUUCUCUGUCUCAAAUUCAAAAGCAAAUGUCCUUCGUUGCCAUGACAACACAAGCAACCGACAUCAAAUGCAGAUCAACAAAUCACUCUCCUAAAAAUGACUCGGAUCUCCCCGUUCCUCUAGGACAGGCCCCCCCCCAGCCUUCUGCAGUUCAUUCAUUAUGAGGCCCACCCCGGUGAGAAAGUCCAGGGACUGAAAGCGUUUUGUCCAGCUGUUGUAAUAUCACGGCAGUGCAAAAUUAGCAGGAACACGGUGAACCCGCACACAGUGGGUUUUUUUUAAACUGCUGUGAUGAAUGAAGGCCUGUUCUGCGUCUCCUUGGUGAGGAGAGAAUGUUUGCCCCCCCCUCCACACAAAGGC
Anguilla anguilla (European eel) is the source of this 5304-nucleotide messenger RNA. RefSeq names its product PR domain containing 10 (gene prdm10). Gene Ontology annotation, molecular function: protein binding. The record is from RefSeq and is a predicted model, not a curated record. NCBI's taxonomy places the organism in Eukaryota, Metazoa, Chordata, Actinopteri, Anguilliformes, Anguillidae. The transcript is spliced from 23 exons. Bases 776 to 4438 code for a protein of 1220 amino acids. Gene Ontology annotation, cellular component: nucleus.